This is a messenger RNA of Porites evermanni, 16176 nucleotides long. The record is from the annotation of a GenBank genome assembly. NCBI's taxonomy places the organism in Eukaryota, Metazoa, Cnidaria, Anthozoa, Scleractinia, Poritidae.
AUGUCCUCCGAGGGUACAGAAGAUUACUUCGAUAUUCCAGAGGAUCGCGAGCUCAGAAGCGGCGAAUUUAAACCAGUUUGGACCAGUGCUGAGGCUCAUUUGAGACCUCAAAACCAAGACCAAGUCGAAUUUUUGGCUACAAACUCUAGGUUUUCUCAAGCUAACCCUAGGGAUAAAGUCUCUUCGAAAUUGUUGAAGGCGAUGGAGGAAGCAAGCGCAAACGCGCACAUGGACGAUGUGCAAUCUGAGCUGCCCCACAAUGGUCAUAGGUAUGCAACAUUCCAGAUCAGUGGUGAGAGUUGACGGUAGCUUUAGGUUUAUUAGUUUUUCAUUGCCUCGAAUACGCAAAAUGUCCGCUCCAACUUGUCUUUUUGUUGCGUGUUUGGCGUUUUUGGUCUGGUUUUCUGAUCGAAUUCGAUAGCAGUUGCAUAGACGGGUUCACGUUCAUAGUUGCUUCAUGGGUAAUCAGGGCAGGAUGGCGGGAAAUGCAGAGAUCUGUAUUAGAAUUUAGAGCCAGCUAAUUCUUCUUGAAUACAUAUAUUUGCCACUUUCUCUUUGAAAAGUGUAACUUAUGAAUUCAGUGAAACAAUAAGCUGAAUCUGGAGUGCAUAGUAGUCCAAGAUCAGUUUUUAGAAAACCUCAAUUUUCCCAUACUUUUUCUGUAAUUUUGAUAAUGUCAAAUUACAGAAAAUGUAUGGGAGAAAUCAAGGUUUUCUAAAAACUGAUCAUGAACACAUACUUCUUUGCGCUCCAGAGUUAGUGAACCUGUCUAGAGAAAUUGAGUUGUACUUGGGUAAGGAGCAGCAAGCAAUAGCAUCAAAAAUCCAUCAGAACUAGUGCUAGGAUUUCACCAUAGCACCAUAUACAAGCAGCAGUCUCAUACUUUUUCACACAAACAAUUUAUCUGAAUACAGUUGAAACAUGCGUGCAGAAUGAAUGUAUAGGGCUGUGUGGAAAUCUUACCCAAACUGGGGAAUCAACAGCAGAACUUUUCCAUGCCUGCAUUUUGGGUCUGAGUGGCAAUUUGCACUACUGAUGUCAUCAUAUCCCUGGCAUUUCUUUCCCUAGGGUGGGGAGGGAAACUUCCCUAUAUAAGCUUUUUACUUGCUGCCCAAAAGGGUUUAGUUUUUCGGCUAUUUUGUUCUUGAAGUGGGCAUACAUUUAGGUCCUGCUCAUUAUUAGAGUUGCAAAUAAUAGUCCAAGGCUGUGCUGUAAGGAAAGUUGAAGGGAUCCCAGUGCUCUGAAAUUGUAAAAUCUAGGGUGCCCAGCAUAUGAUUUGUGUGAAAAAUCUGAGAUUUUCUAGUCGCCCAAGGGCCUCUGAGCUCUGCUAGAGCACAGCCCUGUAGUCGGUCAUCAGACAAUUUACAACUAAAAUAUUUAUUGACUAUUUGUUGCGGGCUUCUCUUGUUGCCUGGAAUCCUAAUCUCCAGCACCAGUUGUUCAAAAGGUGGAUAAUGCUAUCCGAUGGAUAAAUCUCUAUCCAGGGGAUAGUGCAAUUAAUUGGCACAGCGCAAUUAUCCAGUUGAGCUAACCAGGCAAAGGUUGAAUAUGUUUAAUAUGCCUAAUGUCUGAGAAAUUCCCGAAGUGGAAGCACUAAUUCAAGCAUUUUAACACUUAAUUAAACUAGGAGAGUUGUAUUAUGUCUUACUUUGAGUGUAUUUAAGCUACAUUUUGGUUUUUUCUUACUGAAGAGAAGUACUGUGACCUUUGCUGCAUUUCUAAUCAGUACUGCCAAGCUGGCAAUAGUGCCAAUACUUUCUGUGUGUAUUGUCCUGAAUUUCUGUGUUUAUCAAAAAUAGAAAUACUGAAGAGCAAGGUCUUGAUGCCUGGAAUCCCAUGGUGGAAGACUAUGCGUCAAAAAUAUUUAACAGCUAUAGAGAACCAAGUAUUGAAGAUCUUAAGAAGGCUUUCCCAGGGUGAGUUUUUCAAAACUUUGCUCAUUCCUGGUGCAAUAUUUUUUUUGGUCUCACAUACAAAUUUUUCCCUGUAGUGAAUGGCAUUUUCACUGAGUAAUUUUUAUUUUAAUGUUUAUUAGCAGUCUUGUAGAUAAGCUGGAUUGAUUUAAGAGCGCGAAGGGUAAAGGUCAAGAAUAGAUGUUACAGGUCAAAAUUAAAUUCAGGUUAAAAUUCUUUAACCUAGGUUGAUUCGCUAUUUCCUUUGUCUCUUAGCCUUAUUUAUUCAUGGCUUAGGGCUAGGAGACAAAGAAAAUUGAGAAUCAACCUAGGUUAAAAAAUUUUAAGCUGACUUCAUAGACACCUCCCUUUGCAUUUAGCAAAAUGUUAAACUUACAUGGUAUCAUCAUCACUGUUGGUGGACAAAGGGCAGNUUCUAUCCCUAGGGUGGGGAGGGAAACUUCCCUAUAUAAGCUUUUUACUUGCUGCCCAAAAGGGUUUAGUUUUUCGGCUAUUUUGUUCUUGAAGUGGGCAUACAUUUAGGUCCUGCUCAUUAUUAGAGUUGCAAAUAAUAGUCCAAGGCUGUGCUGUAAGGAAAAUUGAAGGGAUCCCAGUGCUCUGAAAUUGUAAAAUCUAGGGUGCCCAGCAUAUGAUUUGUGUGAAAAAUCUGAGAUUUUCUAGUCGCCCAAGGGCCUCUGAGCUCUGCUAGAGCACAGCCCUGUAGUCGGUCAUCAGACAAUUUACAACUAAAAUAUUUAUUGACUAUUUGUUGCGGGCUUCUCUUGUUGCCUGGAAUCCUAAUCUCCAGCACCAGUUGUUCAAAAGGUGGAUAAUGCUAUCCGAUGGAUAAAUCUCUAUCCAGGGGAUAGUGCAAUUAAUUGGCACAGCGCAAUUAUCCAGUUGAGCUAACCAGGCAAAGGUUGAAUAUGUUUAAUAUGCCUAAUGUCUGAGAAAUUCCCGAAGUGGAAGCACUAAUUCAAGCAUUUUAACACUUAAUUAAACUAGGAGAGUUGUAUUAUGUCUUACUUUGAGUGUAUUUAAGCUACAUUUUGGUUUUUUCUUACUGAAGAGAAGUACUGUGACCUUUGCUGCAUUUCUAAUCAGUACUGCCAAGCUGGCAAUAGUGCCAAUACUUUCUGUGUGUAUUGUCCUGAAUUUCUGUGUUUAUCAAAAAUAGAAAUACUGAAGAGCAAGGUCUUGAUGCCUGGAAUCCCAUGGUGGAAGACUAUGCGUCAAAAAUAUUUAACAGCUAUAGAGAACCAAGUAUUGAAGAUCUUAAGAAGGCUUUCCCAGGGUGAGUUUUUCAAAACUUUGCUCAUUCCUGGUGCAAUAUUUUUUUUGGUCUCACAUACAAAUUUUUCCCUGUAGUGAAUGGCAUUUUCACUGAGUAAUUUUUAUUUUAAUGUUUAUUAGCAGUCUUGUAGAUAAGCUGGAUUGAUUUAAGAGCGCGAAGGGUAAAGGUCAAGAAUAGAUGUUACAGGUCAAAAUUAAAUUCAGGUUAAAAUUCUUUAACCUAGGUUGAUUCGCUAUUUCCUUUGUCUCUUAGCCUUAUUUAUUCAUGGCUUAGGGCUAGGAGACAAAGAAAAUUGAGAAUCAACCUAGGUUAAAAAAUUUUAAGCUGACUUCAUAGACACCUCCCUUUGCAUUUAGCAAAAUGUUAAACUUACAUGGUAUCAUCAUCACUGUUGGUGGACAAAGGGCAGUAUUUUAGUGUUUAGUAUUUCUCCACAAUUUCAACAAGAUAGCAAAUGAGAAUGAUAAAGAAUUGCAGAGAAAAAGGGCCAAAAUAGUUCAACAGAUACUGUAUUUAUUUGAAUAAGCGCCCAGCCUCGAAUUAGCGCCAACCUCGCAUGAGCUCCCAUCCUAAAGGCAGAAAAAGUUAAUAAGGGCCCAGCCACAAAUAAGUGCCCACCCCUCCCCCUCCCACUCAAACUCAAAUAAGAGAUAAGAUACCCUCCUGCAGAUGGAGUUUUUUUUCAGAACAUUUUACAGAAACCUUGCUUUGUUAAAUCUUUGCAUUUUGUUAUUACCGUUUAUUGCUUUGUUGCAAAAUUAACAUACUACACAUGCUGAAAAUGGUGAAAAUUUAAUAAGCGCCCACCUUGAAUUAGCGCCCACUCUCAAGGUCCAAAAAUUUAAUAAGCACCUAGGGCGGUUAAUGGAAUAAAAUACACUACUAAUACAUUGCCUUGACACAUAAAGUUGAAAAGAUAAAAAAAUCUUAAUUUAGUGGCUACUACAUGACAUGAGGAGAAAAUUAUGAUAAUGCAUGAUAAUUAAGCUGAUUUUUGGUUGAGUUGAUUGAUUGAUUUUUCUGCGUAUUAAACCCCCCUAAACGGCAUUACAGAGCUGUUAGAUUUUAGCAAGCCUUCGGAAAUUGCAACAGACUUACUGUUGUCUCAUCUAAGGGUGGAUUUCCAUUGCGCAUAAUUUUUGCACGCAUACGUGCAUAAAAUUUACAUACAUAAAUAAUAUACAGAGUCGAUGUAUGAAAGGCCGUGCAUAUAUGUAAAAGUUAAGGGAGGUUCAACUUUUACAUUCAUGCAAGACCUUCCUUACAUUGCCUUUUUUUUAUUUAUGCAUGUACGCAUGUAAAAAUAUUACGUGACAGUGGAAAUCGACCUUAAGCCAAAAGUCAGACUCAGGGCUGUCAUUAAGGGCCAGUAGCCGGCCAAAACUGCCGGCUAGUUAGCCAUCCUUGGCCGGCUACUGUCACCUCCUUCUACCAUAACUGCGAACAAAAAAUGAGCACCAUCGAAUGAAAUUGUAAAGCAUCGGUUUCCCAGUUUUGAUUGAAUGAAUGUUUUGCAGAGUCUAAAUAUCAAAAUGUACCUAGAUGCCUCGGCCCUCAAGAACUUGUGCCUUUGUUGUGAGUUCCAAAGCUGCCUACCAUUGAUUAUCAGCCUGCUGCUUAAAAACUUUUUGACAGACCUGCAGACUAUAUAGCCCCAUUUUCUAGUUUUAUUUAAUUCUUAAGGUGCUUUUGUGGUGUUGUUUAAUAGGGGAUCAUCACAGCAGUCAAUGUAUUCUUCUGUUCAAAAUGAAGGAGAUGUCAGGUUAUUUGUUGGAAGGAUUCCACCUGAAAUGACUCAGGUACACUGAGUAUUUAAUUAAUUUUCUCCAAUACAGUGUUAGUGUAACUUAUAGUUUUGGUACCUAUGGAUGAUUUUCCAGGAAACUAUGUACAGUGUUUGUGUAUCUGUGUGGAGUGAUUUUCCUAUAGACCCACAACAUACCUUUUCCCAUAAUAAUAGGCAAAUUGCAACACAACGGCCAUGAUACAAUACACCAUAGGAUGCAUGAAUGUUUUUGCCAAGUUGUGGCAACCUCAUGAUUUGCUUUGUAAACAGCGACUGUACCAGUUUAUACAGCUGCAUUUUUUUGCUGCCAUCUUGAAUAAGACAAGAAGCAUGAAAGGCAUUGUGGUUUGCUUUCAUAUAUUGCCUCACAAGGGUUAGAAAGGAAUGAUGCUCAAGACAGUGAUUUCACAAAUUUGUCAGUGUACACAGGGUUUGUACAGAGUCUUGAAUUCUUGAAAAAGUCUUGAAAUUUGCCCAGCAGUUUUUCAGACCUGGAAAAAGUCUGGAAAAUAGAGCUAAAGUCUUGAAAAAAUGGUAAAAAGUGUUGAGUUUUUUUAAAGUUACAUGCACACUAAGUGCUUUACAAGUGAUAUCUUUUUUGUGUGCGUGUGUGUGUGUGUGCUGGUCAAAUCUUAUUCAUUCUUGCUUGUAUGUUUGCAGCGCGUCAUGGAAAAAGCUUUGUUCCUUCAUUCCUUCUCUAACCUUGAGUAUGGAAAAAUAAGUUAUUGUAUGGGAAAACGUCUAGAAAAAGUUUUGCAAUUUAGAUCCAGAAAUCUGUACGAACCCUGUGUUAACACAACCCGUAGCUUAUUUUAGUGACUGAUAUUGCAAAAUUUUGUUCAAAUAUUUUGUAAUGUGGGAAGAAGUGUCACAGCUCACAAAUGCAUUAGUGUAUCAUUGCACGGUUAUUUUUCUUGCUACGUUCUGCCCAUUUUCUUCAUCUGUUUACUAGUAUCAUUGUCUCUCCCAGACUUUUCCAUCCAUUCCAUACUUCAUCAUUUACUCCGAGAUUGAAAGGAGUAAUGAAUUGUUAUGAGGAUCCAAAGAUAGGUUUUUUCUUUAUCAAUUUUUCUCUAUCAUUGCUUGUCUGCCAGGCAACCUACAUGAAAACUGUAACUAUACGUAUAUGUAAUCACAAGGUUCAUACAGAGUCUUGAAAUUUGCCCAGCAAUUUUCCAGACGUGGAAAAAAUAUUGGUAAAGUCUUGAGAGUGUUUUUUAAAAGUUACAAGAGGAAUUUUUUUUGUGCUGGCCAAAUCUUAUUCAAUCUCGUUUGUACAUUUGCAGCGCAUCAUGGAAAAUGCUUUUUUCCUUUAUUUUUUAAAGGUCUCCAUUGAUCACCCAUUUGAUAAUCUUGAGUAUGGAAAAAGAAAUUAUUGUUUUGGAAAAAGUCUGGGAAAAGGUCUUGAAUUUUGGAUCCAAAAAUCUGUAUGAACCAGUGAAUGCAGUAAUUUUGUAUGCCUGUUUGUACCUGUGUCAUAAUUUAAGACCACUUUUUUGUUUGAACUCCAGGAAGGAUUACAUAAUCUGUUCAGUCAGGUUGGAAAGCUGACAUUCUGUAGACUUGUUAAACAACAGCACAAAGAUAGCAAUAUUGGGUAAUUAAUUUAAUUAAAUAUAUGACUUGGUUCAAGUUUUUUCCUUGUUUCAAAUUUUAUUCUCCUAUAAUGUUUCAACUUUAUUAUACACUAUCCUACCUAAAAACUAAGGGCAAUAUUGGACCAUAACAUACAAGUAUUAUUCUUAUUUCCAUAAAAUCAGAUUCUCUCCUUAUUAUUACAUCUCAGACCAUUACUAAGUAAACCAAAAUGAAUGCAUAAUAUGAACUUGGAAAUAUGUGCACGUGUUUAACCUGAUGUGCAUACGCAUCUGCUCUGAAAUUUGUCAGUGCUCAUUUACCCUCAGUAGUAUCUAUGAGCUAUACUUUGUAGCCAUGAUAAAAUUAAUUCAUGUACAAGGCAUAGCAGGGUGUUUUAAAAGAAGUGUCCUAAAAGAUUGUUGUUUAGUCUGCAUGUUAAAGCAUGACUACUGCACUUUGGAAAAAAUUUUCUUGGAGUUGCUUCUUGGAUUCUAACGAAAGUUGCAAUAAUUAUUUGCUGUAGAUUUGUAGGCUUUGAGACUAUAUGUAAAGCUGAGACAGCUAUACAGAAGUUUGAUGGCUUUGAUCUGGGGCAGGGAGUCAGGCUCAAGGUGGCACUUGCACAAACAAGACAGAAGCCUACCCUUGCAGACCUUGAUGAACUGGAGCCUAAAGUAAAUGGUGUUACAUGUAAUGGUGUACAGGACAGUGCUGAUAAGGGACCAUCUGAAAGGUAUGCAGUAUCACAAAUCUAAACUAGUGCAGGUGUUAUCAAUAGGGCAUUUGCAGAAUGCUGCAAGUUCAAUACAACUGCAAGGAGCCUUUAUAGUCUGAUAUUUAAACAAAGUCUGUAGGAGUGUGGUGUAAGGAAAUCACUGGGAAGUUUGAUGAAGCGAAAAAAUUUAUAAUCCACCUAUCCUAUCCACCUUUCCAGACCACCAGAGAGUUGGUCUGGCAGAAGUAUGAACCCACACAACCACCUGCUUAACAGACUGGUACUCUCCCAACUGAGCUAACGAGACAGUGGUUAGCUCAGUUACUUCCUUAGCUACAGAAAACACUAAUCAGGCUUAUUAAUUGCUUGGGCCAUCUUUUUAGUUAACUGCACAGUUCUUCAAAGUUAUCUCAGGACAUUGCCAUUCUUGGUCUCCUUGUUACACAGAAAAUUAAAAGACUGCUUUGAGUCUAGUAAGCUCAAUACCCCAUAUAAAAGCUAAAGAAAUUCAAAAUUAGCUGUAUCUUUUUCUGGCUUUGUUUCACCUCAGUUUUGUUCCUGAAAAGUAUGUUUAAUGUUGUAUUCAAAGUAGUUGGUGAAAUGAAGUGGCUGGGGUUUAUGAAAGGAGGCGAACAUUGCGUUACAUACGUAUGUACAUAUACUUUAUUUAACCUCGAAUUUAAAGUAGCUAAAGAUAGGCUAGGAUCUUCAUGGGCCUCUGUAAGUUGAUGAUGAUGUGGGAAGCGUUGAAAUACAUGUACUGUACGUUUCAAGAACUGAAUGUUACCAUCUUGUUAUUUGCUCCACUUCCUUACCAGAAAAUUAAUAAUGUGGGAAAAUCUUUCUAUAUACCCCAUAUAAUAGCUGCUUUUUAAACCACUCAAUUUGCCCUUAAAUGCUUAAGAUCUCCUGAGUGAAGACUACUUUUUGAUAAUGAAUGUUCUUACAAUAAUCAAUACCAGCAACAGCAUGGGUCUUUUUUUAUGAAAGGAGAAAACACACAACAUGAGACUUGAAUGUUUCAUCAAAGCCUUUUUUGCCCAUAUCCAUGACAGAUUCCAGUUACUUGGUAUGGUCAGAGUGUGGCUGAAAGACUUUCCAUAAUACUUAGAUUGUUCAUUUGUGUUCUUACAGCGCAGAUGAAAGAAGCAUUCAGGAUACAUUACUUCCUUCUGCCCAGUCUACUGUAACAGUUUCAGGUACUAGAUAAGUAGCAUCUAUGUACUGUGUGGAUGAAAAAAGAAAAAUAGCUGCCUUGUGGUUUUACGUAAACUGAGCUUCCAAAGUUGUCUUUGUGAGUUCAUUGCUGCACAAAGCUUCUGAAAAAGGCAUAUUUCAAACUAAACCUACAAGUUGUACAGGCUAAUUAUAAGACUUAGCCAAAGCUGAGCUCUGUUUAAUUAAAGGAGUAGUUGACAAAUAUGUUAUUACCAAAAUCAAUUACUAAAAAUAGUUGAAGAGGUUGUUUAGCAUCUCAAGGCAUUCAAGUUGCUCUACCAAAAGACAGUUUCUACAGGUUUGUUGAACUGUAGGUUGGUAUUCGCAUGGUUCCCCAAAAUAAUUUUAAAUUACAUAUUUUGGAUCAACUUUUGGAUAAAAUGAGAGAUAUUAAAUGGCUUUUCAGACCAUUAUCAAGUAAACCAUAGGGACCACAAGUGUGGAGGCUGAUGUGAAAUUAUUUCGGCCCUAGUUCGCACCUUCUUUUGUCAACUGUAUCAAUUUCUGGUCAAGUCAGCGUGGCUAAAUUGCUUUUUUUUUUUCCUUCCUGCUUCUUAAGGAAAACUGUGCAGUUUCUGCGGCCAACUAGGGUAUAAGUGGUGCUCUGUGUGUAAAAUACCAUACUGCAGUCGAGAAUGUCAAAAGAAUGAUUAGGAGCAGUUUUAAAUGGAAUGUUUUGGGUCAACUUUUGGAUAAAAUGAGAGAUAUUAAAUGGCUUUUCAGACCAGUAUCAAGUAAACCAUAGGAACCACAAGUAUGGAGGCCGAGGUGAAAUUAUUUCGGCCCUAGUUCGCACCUUUUUCUCUCAACUGUAUCAUUUUCUGGCCAGGUCAGCUUUGCUAAAUUGUUUUUUUUCCUUUCUAUUUCUUAAGGAAAACCGUGCAGUUUCUGCGGCCAACUAGGGCAUAAGUGGUGCUCUGUGUGUAAAAUCCCAUACUGCAGUCGAGAAUGUCAAAAGAAUGAUUGGCCAAAGCAUAAGCUUGUUUGUCCACGAAAAUCAGCAGCUGAGAGCAAAACAUCUAAACCAGAGACUUGCCAGGAGUUCGAAACGUCCCUCCCUACCUCCCCUGCGAACACACUGCAACCAACUACACACAUCCAAGAGCAGAAAGAUUCCCCGCUUGCACUUGCUGGGGACCCUGUGCAACCAUCCACACACACUCAGGAGCAUACAGAUUCCCCAAAAGUAACCCCUGGCGAUUCUGUGCAUAUACCUGAAGCAGGUGUAACCAAUUCUAACUUGGGGGAUCUUGACGCAAAGGCCAGCUCGGAUUCAGAGGAUGAAAUGGGUCCCAUGAAAAUAGAUGGCUUUCAUGUUACAAAUCCUGAAUUUUUUGCCAAGGCGUUAGGUUUUGACAUCAGCCAGGUGCAGUUUGGCGAAAAGAAACAAAGUGAAGAUUCUGAUGAUACUGACAAGUCAUCUUCGUGUUCUUUAGAUAACAGUAAGCCUCAAGACAUUUCACCCAAGGUUCCUAUACCACCAAGCGAGGGACCCAGCCAGCAGCCACUUCCUACACAACAAAGUUGCAACUCUGCCCCGGGGAUAGAUCAACUCAGGCCUGCAGAAGCUGCAAAACGUUCCAGUGGACUUAGACGCUUCUUUAUCAAGCAACUUUCCAUGGAAAGUGUGUCGGAAAGUUUGUUUGAAGUGGCUGUUACAGAAGUCGAAAACCCUAGCUGUGUAUGGGCACAACUGUGUACCCCUGAAGCGUUAGAGAGGCAGGAUCAACUGAAAAAGAAACUUCAAGCCUCCUAUUGUAACUCCGUCUACGAAAACUAUGUUCCAACUGGUGGUGAAGUUUGUGUGGCGCAGUUUAGUUUUGACAGUUGUUGGUACCGAGCAAAGGUUGACAUUGUUAACAAUACAGGUACUUUGAGGGUGACAUACAUAGAUUUUGGAAAUCACGAGGACAUCACAGUAGACAAAGUGCGUCGUAUAGCUGAAGAUCUGGCAAUGAUUCCGAGACAAGCUCUAAAGCUCUCACUCANUGGGCACAACUGUGUACCCCUGAAGCGUUAGAGAGGCAGGAUCAACUGAAAAAGAAACUUCAAGCCUCCUAUUGUAACUCCGUCUACGAAAACUAUGUUCCAACUGGUGGUGAAGUUUGUGUGGCGCAGUUUAGUUUUGACAGUUGUUGGUACCGAGCAAAGGUUGACAUUGUUAACAAUACAGGUACUUUGAGGGUGACAUACAUAGAUUUUGGAAAUCACGAGGACAUCACAGUAGACAAAGUGCGUCGUAUAGCUGAAGAUCUGGCAAUGAUUCCGAGACAAGCUCUAAAGCUCUCACUCAAUGGAAUAACAAGUACUGACGUAUCUGGAAGUUGGUCAUCAGAAGCCACUGCUCUUGUCAAGAGUAAAGUUCUGGGCAUGAAUUGCAAAGUACAGGUCUGUAGACAUUACAAUGAGAUAUUGUUUGUAAAGUUAUUUGACCCUAAGGAAACGAACUCUGACACCGCAAUCAACGAUAGUUUAAUGGAAGCUGGAUUUGCCAAGAGAAGAGAAAGAUUCCUUUCUUCACCAAGUAACCAUAAGCCCUUAAAUGUAUCCUCACAGUAUGAAAAUAAGUCAGGUGCAUCAAGUAACAUGCAACGUCAACAUAAUGGCCCCAAACCCGUUUUCAAUAACGGUCAGAGACGAUCAUUUCAGCAGUCAAACAAUUUAUAUGAGUCACAAAAUGCAACGCAUCAACUCAGAUCACCUCCUCGUCAAUCAGACCACAAUAGGAUUCCUAAGGAGCGACAAGAUUCUUCAAUGAACUCCACCGGUCAAAGUACAAGGAAAUCACCGUUUGAAGUUGUCGUCAAUGCCGUUGUCAGUCCCUGGGAAUUCUAUGCACAAAAAACGGAUUUUCAGCUCCUAGAUCAGUUAAAUGUAUUGAUGAGAGAUUUAAACCAGCAAAUGACUACAACUUCUUAUGCGCCAGAGAGUACGGCAUCUUUACGUCCCGGGCAGAUGUGUGCUGCUAGAUUCUCGAUGGACAAUCAGUGGUAUCGUGCUGUAAUUUUGGAGAAGAACCCUGGUAGUUUUAGAGUUCGGUAUGCAGAUUUUGGCAACAGUGAGGUGGUGGGAGAAGGUGUUAUACGACCAUUGCCUCAGCAGUUCCAAGGCUUUCCUCCUUUGUCUCUCCAAUGUUCACUUGCGGGUGUCAAGAAACCUAAAGGACAAGAUUGGAGUCCCGAUGCAAUACGGGAGUUCAAGACUCUUGUGGCUAAUAAGCAAUAUAUGUGCAGGAUUGUUCAUACUCAUGGUGUUGUCAAUAUUGUUGAACUUCUUGAUCCUCAGCAGAACUGGAAUCAGACCGUGGCCAACUCACUAGUAACGUCAGGUACGGAAGCUUUACCUCUCAACUUAGUACGUUAAUCGUUAAUUGCAAUCUGAUGGAACACGGACUCUACUGUUCAUCGGGUGAUAUUUUGAAAAGUUAUCUCACAGGCUAACACAGCAACUAAAUUUUAGCUUGCAUCGUUUUUGAACACAAAUCGCAGGAAAAAAUUCCUAGACAUAAGUUUAAGUGAAUAAAACUUUCAAUAAGUUCCCAACGAAAUAAAAAGGCCUUAUUACCGUUACCUGAAAACACUUGUUGCGCGUUAGGGCGUGGGUUUCUACAACGGGUUAAAGCGCAAGUAUUGAAUUACAUUGGUUAGCGUUUUGUGUUAGAUUCCUUGUCCAGUCAUCAAAAGAUGUUCAUAGUGCUGUUUUCAAGUAAUUUCUGUGAAACUCAGAAAACCCUGAACACCUGAAAUAUUUAAGGAGUUAUGUGUUGAUUGUCAAGUGACCAGUCACAAUAAAGAUCAGGUUACAUUAGCAAACCUCAGAAUCAGUAACUAAUUACCGCUGAUGUUUGCGGUUUAGUUCACUCACCCUCGAUUGGCUUUUCCUUGCUACAAUAACGUUCCAUAGAUAUUUCUGGUGCUCACUGUCUUCUUAAUGUCACAGUAAGGGAGAUCUUGGCACAGUGAUAAAAUAUUUCUUCCCAAAUUUCACGCGUAAGAUACUUAUUUUUGAUGACGUAACGGGAAUUUAGGUUUAUUUGUCUUUGUAGGUUGUAUUUCUUUCGUGUCCUGUAAUGUCACAGUGGGUGAGUUCGCUAUAAUAUUCACUAAUUUUCACUGCGAAGUGAAAAGUUCACCUAUUGACUAUUGUUUGUAUUUUUUUUACAGGACUAGCAGGUGCAUUCAUUCGUAAAGAUGGAACUAAACAUCAGCUGGAUGGCAAAAGAGGAACGGAAAUCUCGGAGCCACAGCGGCAAGGAGCCCCAGGUGCCCCUGUGUUAAAGAGCCCACGUGAUGAACAACCGAGGAAGUCUCCUUUAAAUUCGGUAAGCUCUCCCAGUCAGAAUGAUGGUGCAGCUCCAAGGAGUCAAAUAGAAUCUGCUGUUUUUGAGCCCGCUCUCCAAGCAGCUGCAUUGCCACCAGACGCAAGAUUCGAUGUUUUGAUUACAGAGGUGGUGUCUCCAGAACUCAUUUAUUGUCAGAAUGCAAGUGUAGAGUCUGUUACUAAGAAUGCCAGGUUGAUACAAGAUAUGAAUGAACAUUACAGUGCUGUAAGUUACGCUCCAUUUUUUGCACACGAGAAUGUUUUCUGUGCUGCACACUUUAGUCAGAGUGGAGAUUGGUGUCGAGCCUUUAUUAAGGGAACGUCUCCCGAUGGAUCAGCAUAUGUGCAUUACGUCGAUUACGGAAACACUGAAUUUGUUUCACCCGAUCGGUUGCGACCUCUCCUUGAUCAGUUUAACUUCAAUGCUGUUCCAUUUGCUGCGCUCAGAUGUUCUUUAGCAAACGUGACUCCUCCAGGUUCAGCAGGGUGGUCUGAUGAAAGUAUGGCAUUUGUUAAAACUCACCUACCAGAAAACAGUCGCUGUAGUGCUCGCGUAGUUGGGCGACGAAGAGGAAAACUCUUUGUGGACAUAACACUAAGUGGAACGGGCGACAGUGUCGGCAAAGAGUUGGUCAAACAAGGUUUGGCAAAGACUCUGGGUAGAGGAGACAACCGUAAUCAACAAAGCACAGAUAACUUAUCCAGGCAUCAAAUCACCGUUAACCCCGUUACAUCACCACCGAGAGAUCGUCCACAAAGACACAAUCUCGACCUGCUUGAAUCGUUUGUGUAUCAGCCUGCAAUCCAAUCAGCAUCACUGCCACAAGACGAAUCGUACUUUGAUGUUAUGGUCACGGAGGUAACGUCUUUCGGUAUUUUCUUCGUGCAAGUUUUGGAUCAUGACUUAGCUCAGAAGUUAAAAAAUCUUUCAGAGCAUAUGAACAUGUUCUAUGGCCCCUCAGUACCAACUUCUUACCAACCUCAGCCGAAGCAGCUGUGCGCAGCCCUGUACAGUGAAAGUGGUGACUGGUGCCGUGCAUUUAUUAAAGGCAUCACUCCUGACAAUCUGGUGGACGUGCAUUAUGUUGACUUCGGGAACACUGAACAGCUGCCUCUGUCAAGCAUCAGGCCACUGGAAGAGCAGUUCACUUCGGCUCCAUUUUUCGCGUUGCCGUGUUCUUUAGCGAAUAUUGCGAAACCCGACCCUCCUGGCUGGUCAGAUCAGGCAAUGGAACUGAUUAAAAAAAAUGUUUUAGUCGAUCGCGUUGCCAUUAAAGUGUUGGAUAAACACCAUGGCAUGCUGUUUGUGGACUUCAUUAUGUCAAGGGAUUCGCCCCUGUCUUUGAGCCAACUCUUGCUGAAUGAAGGCUCGGCUCAGAGUUUAGGAAGAAGUGACCCUCGCAUGGAUCACAUAAGACAGCAUUCUCAACAUUCGGCGCCGAUAAGUCGGCAUUCAACUAGCAGCACAUCAUCUCGAAAACCAGAUGGAAAUCUUGAGUCACGUGUGUUUGACCCCGCUAUCCAGUCUAUUGCAGUUUCGGAUUCAUUUGACGCCAUGAUUACACACGUGUCCUCACCGAGCUCUAUUUUUGUCCAGGUUCUAAGUCAUGACAUGGUACAAAUGAUGACACAGCUCUCAGCGGAUCUGAACGCUCACUACAAUGCUGCAAGUUAUCCACAUUUUCAAGCCAAAGCAAACCGAAUGUGUGCAGGAUUUUUUUCCGAAAGUGGAGACUGGUGUAGAGGCUUUAUUGACCUCGUUAAUCCAGAUCACUCCGUGCAUGUUCACUACCUUGAUUAUGGCAACAGUGAAGUUCUUCCCUUUACUCAAGUGCGCCCUCUAGAAAAGCAAUUCCUCCAGGUUCCUCCUAUGGCCCUGAAGUGUUCUUUGUCGGGAAUUUUGCCUCCUCAUCCUAAUGGCUGGUCUGUCGAUGCCCAAGAAGCUAUACUAUCACAAGCACCGCAAAAUAGUCGCGUUCAUGCCCGAGUAGUUAAAAAGGAAAGGGGACUUCUAUUUGUUGACGUGUCCUUGCCGGAGUCGCAGGAGUCAUUGAGCCAAUUUCUCAUUAGACAGGGACUAGCAAGACCCAACCUGCCGUUUGAUGGAAGUUUUUCAGGAAACCAAGGUGAUCAGCCAUUGCAUUCAGCCCCAGCAGAUCCCACCGAUGACACGCGCGUUUACGCCUCAGCUGUACGCUUGGCUGAUGUUCCGCAUGGCAUGUCGUGUAAAGUCCUUAUCAGUGAAGUUCAUCGGCCAGACAAGAUGUAUUUUCAAGUCUUGAAUGAAGAAAACGCCGAAGGUCUUGUGGAAUUGUGCGAAAAGUUAGCUGCCCAUUGCUCUACCAUUGACACCACUCCCUACAAACCCGUUAAGGGAGAACUGUGUUGUGCUCAGUUCAGUAAGGAUCAAGGUUGGUACCGUGCCGUUGUUCAGGAAGAAGUCUCGGAGUCCAAGAUGAUGGUAGUGUUUGUUGAUUAUGGGAACGAAGACGUUGUCGCCGUUGAUUUUGUCAGAAAAAUCAUACCUUCAUUUACUCAUCUUCCCAUCCAAGCCAGGGAAUGCUUCCUGUCAGGGGUCCAGCCAAUGUUAGGCUCUAAUUGGUCGACUGAUGUUGUCAACUUCUUGAAAGAACGUCUUACAUCUCAGCUAAACCCUCAACCUUUCUUCAUAAUUGUUGAUAGCACUGAAAGAGAAGGUUUUUCAUUUGGCGUUCAGUUGUUUGAAACCGACCCCAGUGGGCAAAAAGGGAUCUCCAUCAACCAAGAGAUGAUUCAACGCAAUUUUGCCAAAUCAUUUGACAACGCAACGGCUCAGACGACUGGCCCAGGCAUAGAUCAGUUCGACGUUGUUGUGACAGACGUGAUUCAUCCUGGAGAAAUUUGGGGUCAAGUUGUAGAUGCAGAGGCUCGCACUUCACUUAAUGUUCUCAUGGAGCAGAUCAACGAGUAUUGUAUAACUGCGUCUGUGCCCACCUCAGCCCCACAACCUGGCCAGGAAUGCUGUGCACAGUUUAGCCAAGAUGGCAGAUGGUAUAGGGCACGUGUGUUAGAAUGUCCAUCACCGGGACAAGUUGGUGUUCAAUACGUGGACUUCGGCAAUAGUGAACUAUUAUCGACUGACAGGAUACGACCCAUGAAAGAUGAGUUCUCUCGACUUCCGGCACAAGCCCUCAAGCUCAGCUUAGCAAAUAUUCGCCCUAUUCAUCAAGUAUGGAACCAAGAGGCAGUAAGGUGGCUGGGGUAUAUAUUAAAUCGAGAGCUAAAGGCCAGAGUUGUUCAUCGCUUGUCAGAUUAUUUGGUUGUAACACUUACCGAUGGUGCCGUCGACAUCGGCGAGGAGUUGGUGCGUCAAGGUUACGCUGUUAAAUCGUGA